ACGACUUCGAUCAGAAACCGACGUCUAUAAAGGGGUUAGAGGCUGAGGCCUUGUCGGAAAAAGAUCGAGAGGAGGCUAGAAAACUUGAAGACCUCAAAACCAUCUUCAACACUACCAAACUUCUAAACUUAGAAAAUAGGCCUUCUGAAUUGAAAACUUACAUAGAAAAAAUGGCCAGCAUGAGUAACUGAGAGCUGAGGAAACUGUGGAAAGAACAAGUGGCAUCCAAAGCUGUCGGGGUUGAGGGAUCGGUGGCCGAGAGAGUGGGGGAGUCUGGAGAUCCUAUUCUUCAAAAGAAGGCUGGCACAACCUCGCUUAAGCGUCGUCGAGAGACCGACAGGUCAAUCUCGGUCGUGAAUCUGGAAACUCUGGUUGCCACUGAGGAAAAUGUAGGAAAUGAAGAGAAUGAGGUUCAAUCAGCCGAAAAGGACCUUGAGCUUAUGUCUCGGUGAGGAUUGGGAUCCCACAGAAUGCGGCGCCGAAAGGGGGAAGAGUGCUUCAUUCUGGGACGAAGUUCAACCAUUCUGGCCAUAUUCGUGGGACUGACUUGUUGGAGGGCGACAAGGAAGACUUGGAGAAGAUGAGCGCCUUCUCCAUUGUGAAAGGCAUCGAGUCCCUGACCAAUCGACUCUCCGUCCUUUCAUUAUUUAACGAAGACAAAGUCCGGGGCCUGACACGAGAACUGAAGCUUCAGGGGAAAAAGAUGAGCAGCUUGGAGGAAAACUUAAGCAAGGGAAGAGCUGAUUUGAAGUGGGUGACCAACGAGAGAGACAAGCUCCUUGAGGGUCGCCGAGAAUUGGAGCAGGAGAAAAAGGCUUGGGAAGAAGAAAAGGCGGGAAUGGAGAAAGAACUUGAGGAGACUCGACUUGCUCGGGACAAGAAUGCCGACGCUGCCCGAGUUUUUGAAACUGAUGUAUCCACCCUUAAAACCCAAUUUGAGAAUUUGAAGGCCGAACUUCAUGCUGCUAAGGUAGAGGCUUUGGAGAAGUUCACAGUAGGUUUUGACGCGGCCACCACGCAAGUGAAGUUUCUUCAUGCCAACCUGGAUCUGGGAGGCAUCGGGUACUUCAAGGAGAUCAUUGAUGGAGAGUUGGUGGAUCCACCAGAGGACGAUUGGUUCCUCUAAUUUGCACUUGUUUCUAACGGUUCUGUUUGUUGUUAGUUGUCUUUAAGAACAAUUGUGAUA
Cajanus cajan (pigeon pea) is the source of this 1186-nucleotide messenger RNA. Lineage: Eukaryota; Viridiplantae; Streptophyta; Magnoliopsida; Fabales; Fabaceae. The record is from RefSeq and is a predicted model, not a curated record.